This is a messenger RNA of Prinia subflava (tawny-flanked prinia), 1615 nucleotides long. Its product is annotated as deleted in malignant brain tumors 1 protein-like. Lineage: Eukaryota; Metazoa; Chordata; Aves; Passeriformes; Cisticolidae. The transcript has 4 exons. The record is from RefSeq and is a predicted model, not a curated record. Gene Ontology annotation, cellular component: cell surface. Bases 213 to 1217 code for a protein of 334 amino acids.
GAGGUUUCCUAGGCCAACUAUUCAGAGCUACUGCCAAGACCAGGUCAAGCCCAUUAAGAACUUCUUUAUCUGUGUGUCUAGAAAUAUUCAAAGGAUGAAACAUUUAAAGCUACUGCUUUGGGUGACCUGUUCCAGUACUGUCCUACUGCUUAUUCAUAGCUAAGUCUCAAGUGUAAAAAUAAGUGGUUUGACUCAUGAAUUCUCUUCUCUAAAUGGUGGCAGUUAUUGCACUUGUUGGACUUGCAAUAUGGAAGCCUUAUCAAGUACAUGAACUAACUAAUAAUUCAUAUUUCUUUCCCCUAGCCCUUCUGUGCUUGCCAACCUACAUGCGUGCAGUGGUAGACAGACACUAUCUCCAGUCCCAGGGCUACUCAGUGGGGAGCAUCAGCCUGGCAGACCCUCAGUGCAGACCAGAAAUUACAUCAACUGAGGUUAUAUUCAACAUUUCAUACAGCAGCUGUGGUACUCAUAGACAGGGCAACAACGAAACGAUCACCUACUCCAACGUGAUUAAAGUGCCUGCUCCUGGUGGAGUCAUCAAGAGGCAGAAGGACCUUCACCUGCACAUCCGCUGCAAAAUGUUGCAGAACACCUGGGCUCAAGUCAUGUACAUCGCUGGCGAUGUCACCGACGUCAACGAAACCCAGUACGGCAGAUACGACGUGAAGCUGAUGUUCUACAACUCCUCAUCCUUCCAGUGGCCAGUGCACGACUUCCCAUACUAUGUUGACAUGAACCAGAAUUUGUUCCUCGAAGCUUCUCUUCACAGCUCUGACCACAAUCUGACGGUGUUUGUGGACACGUGUGUGGCAUCGCCUAAUUCGAGUGAUUUUAGGACACUGGUCUAUGAAUUGACCAAAAGUGGGUGUGCCAGUGACUCCUCGUACGCCCUUUUCCCGUCGCCGCGCAGAGACGUCGCUCGGUUUGGGUUCAGCGCCUUCUCCUUCGUGAGGAGAUUCCCGUCCGUGUUCCUGCGCUGCGAGCUGGUGGUGUGCAGGUACCAGGACUUCUCCUCCCGCUGCUACCAGGGCUGUGUCAGCAGGUUCAAGAGGGAUGCAGACUCUUCCCAUAAACGAGUGAAUGUUGUUGUUGGACCCGUGCAGCUUCGGGAAGCUCACGCUGAGAACAGGAACAUUGAGCUGGCCUCUGACAUCCAGGCAAAAGGGGAGACUCUGAGCUCAGUGCCUGCUGACAGCUCUCAUGUUCCUCCCGUGUGACCACCGUGGUGCUGGUAGCUGCUGCUCUCACAUUGGCAGGAUUUCUUUGGAAGCAGAAACUGCAGGAGGCCACCCCAUACCAGAAACUGUGAGAGGCAUCUCCAGGCAUGGAGGUGGAAGGACACUUUUAUCAGGCACCUGUUUCCUUGUUUGGGUUUGCAAUCUGUGUGAAGGGCAGCUCUUAUUUGACUAUUCCACCAUCCAGACCAUGUUUGAAGAAUCAAGAUUACACCUGAAGUUACCAUGAGCUGAAUUUAUAAAGAAAUCUGAUUUUAAAAUCUAGGUGUAAAGAAAUAAGGUGUAAAGAAGGAUUGAUUCUUUCAUCCCAGCAUCCAACAUGUAUCUUCAGUGCUGGACAUUUGAAAGCUUUUCUGCUGAACUCCUCACUGAGUGUCUGG